Molecule: messenger RNA, 1065 nt
Organism: Electrophorus electricus (electric eel)
Lineage: Eukaryota; Metazoa; Chordata; Actinopteri; Gymnotiformes; Gymnotidae
Gene: med6
Product: mediator complex subunit 6
Biological process (GO): regulation of transcription by RNA polymerase II
Cellular component (GO): mediator complex
Molecular function (GO): transcription coregulator activity
Source: RefSeq, a predicted model, not a curated record
UUAAAAACAUGGCGUCUCUGGAUUUGCGAGAUAAUCUACUCGGAAUAUCGUGGGUGGACAGCGGCUGGGUGCCAAUUCUGAACCCAGGCAAUGUCCUCGACUAUUUCUCUGAGCGGAGCAACCCUUUUUAUGACCGAACAUGCAACAACGAGGUUGUAAAAAUGCAGAGACUCACCCUUGACCACCUCAAUCAGAUGGUUGGCGUGGAGUAUAUAUUGCUCCAUGCGCAGGAACCAAUCCUGUAUAUCGUCAGGAAACAGCAAAGACAGUCGCCCACACAAGUUAUCCCAGUGGCUGACUAUUACAUAAUUGCUGGAGUGGUUUACCAGGCUCCAGACCUUGGCUCAGUCAUUAGCUCUAGAGUGUUGUCGGCAGUGCACGGGAUCCAAUCUGCAUUCGACGAGGCCAUGUCCUUCUGCCGCUAUCACCCGUCAAAAGGAUACUGGUGGCAUUUCAAAGACCAAGAAGAACGAGAAAAAGUAAAGCCCAAGUCUAAGAAGAAAGAGGAACCAAGUUCUAUGUUUCAGAGGCAGAGAGUGGACGCCCUAUUGCUGGACCUACGGAAUAAGUUUCCACCACUGUACUAUCAGCCUAAACCUGGAGAGAAGCCCAUUCCAGUGGAGGUAAGGAAAGAGCCCGAGUUGCCAGCAGAAGCAGUUAAGCAGGAAGAACGUGAGCCGGCUACUAAGACCCCCGCCCCCUCCGGAGCCAGCAAAGCCCCACCCGAGAAACGAGCGCGCCUCCAGUAACCUGCGUGUGCACAUACGGGGAACCCUGAGCUGGUGCAGGAGGGUGGCUGGGUUGUCUCUGGAGCACUGCACGAUGAACACUUGCAUGCAUUCCUGGCAGACGGUCGUGUGCUGCUGGAGCUCCUGAACUGCAGAACAGACCUGUAACCUUUAUUCUAGUACCUUCUGGAUUUUCUUUUCUCUUCAAGUGUUAAAAUUCUAAGAUGUUUGUUAUGUAAAUAUUUUUUUACACAUUUAGACACAUGUGCAAACCCCAUUUGAGAGUUUAGCUAAAUGUUCCAAAAUAAUGGUAAUAAAAAUGAUUUAGAAAAUGGUG